Anoplopoma fimbria (sablefish) is the source of this 4052-nucleotide messenger RNA. RefSeq names its product TBC1 domain family member 10A-like. The record is from RefSeq and is a predicted model, not a curated record. The transcript is spliced from 9 exons. The coding region runs from base 510 to 2042 and encodes 510 amino acids. NCBI's taxonomy places the organism in Eukaryota, Metazoa, Chordata, Actinopteri, Perciformes, Anoplopomatidae.
UCGAGGCAAAAUCAGUCCAGUACACUUGGGAUGACAGGACAGCGAAUCAAGACAUAUCCGUUUGUUGGAAACAUCAUAAACUAGUCUGUUUACCAUCCAACAUGGUUAAUAACUAACUAUGAAAUACAAGCUGGCGAUACCAGGUUAGUUUGGUGAAGGUAGGAUCAUCCAACUUAAAAAAAGGGAAAAAAAACAACCAAUAGUUGUGUAUUGUGUCGGCUCUAGCUUUUACGGCUAACUUUGCGUUAGCAGCCCAACCUUUCGCGAGCUAGUGUUAAACCAGAACACGUAGAUAACUCCUAACAUAUGUUGAAGUGGUCUCGCAGUUAAAGCGAAGCGGUACGUGACGGACAUUUACACGCAGAAAACUAGUUGAGAAGUUCAACAAGAAAUCAUGGCGUCGAUGCGGUUUAGCUCGUCAACAUAUGCAGAGGAGCACUUUUGACUUUUGGGUGCUGUCAACGAGCUCGCGCUGUCCUGGCUAGCACGCUUAGCUCUCUCGCGCUACCAUGGCCAACACGGAGAACGGCCUUCGAGCGGCGGACACCCGGAGCAUCCGGACCGUCAGCAGCAGUCACAUGGACGAUGGGAGCUCCCUGGGGUCGGACUCCGAGAUCAACGGAUUCACCAGCGACAGACAGACCGAUAAAUACGGGUUCAUCGGCGGGGCUCAGCAGCAUACGGAGGAGUCAGCUCAGGAUUUACCCCCACAGGUGCUCAGGCAAAGAGAGGUGAAGUGGCUGGACAUGCUCAGCCACUGGGAUAAAUGGAUGAUCAAGAGAUUCAAUAAGGUGAGGCUGCGGUGCCAGAAAGGAAUUCCUCCCGCUCUCCGAGGCCGUGCAUGGCUCUACCUGUCGGGAGGGAAGGUGAAGAAAGAGCAGAACCACGGAAAGUUUCAGGAGCUGGAUAGCCAGCCUGGAGACCCCAAAUGGGUAGAUGUGAUUGAGAAAGACCUCCAUCGACAGUUUCCUUUCCAUGAAAUGUUUGUCUCACGCGGAGGACACGGGCAGCAGGACCUGUUCCGUGUUCUUAAGGCCUACACUCUGUACAGACCGGAGGAGGGAUACUGCCAGGCUCAGGCUCCCAUCGCUGCUGUGUUGCUUAUGCACAUGCCUGCUGAGGAUGCCUUCUGGGGGCUGGUCCAAAUUUGUGAGAAGUACCUUCCUGGCUACUACAGUCCUGGCCUGGAAGCUAUACAGUUAGAUGGAGAGAUCCUGUUCGCUCUGCUGCGACGCGUCUCCCCGCUAGCCUUCCGCCAUCUGGAGAAACACAAGAUCGACCCCAUCCUCUACAUGACCGAAUGGUUUAUGUGUGCCUUCUCCAGGACGCUGCCCUGGGCCUCUGUGCUGCGUGUCUGGGACAUGUUCCUCUGUGACGGAGUGAAGAUAAUCUUUCGUGUGGGUUUGGUGCUUCUGAAGUGCAUGCUGGGGACUCGUGAGAAGCUGAAGGCCUGCCAGGGCCAGUAUGAAACCAUGGAGCUUCUCAGGGCCCUAGAGCCUCGAUACAUGCAGGAGGGCUUCCUCGUCCGAGAGAUUCUGGAGGUUCCGGUGACAGCGCGGGACGUGGAAAGGGAGAACCACACCCAGCUGAAGCGCUGGAAGAAGAACCGCGGAGAGCUGAAUUUCAAAUCCCCCCCGAGGAUGCACGGCGCUCGGAUCAUCUUGUUGGCUGAGCCGCCAAGACGCCAGGACCUGCAGCAGAACCCCACCAUAGUCCUUGAGGUGCCUCAGCCCAUCCCGCAGCUCGAAAGGGGGAAGGAGGAAAAGAGAAGCAAGAAGAAGAGGAGCAGCAUAAAGAAAUCCCAGCCUAUUGUGGAGAUCCCAAAUCCUUACUCUCUUCCCAAUGACGCUCCGCCACCCCCUUCAGAUCCACCAGCUCCUCCUCCAGUCAUCAACAAGGUGCCAGAGACUGUGCCAAAGACUGAAACAGACCCAUCUCCCCAGCAGCAAGCGCCUCCUACAGACAUCCCCCCUGCCAAAGAAUCUCCUCUACAGCGAUCCACACAAAGCCUUAGCAGCACAGAGCAGGAUACAUACCUGUAGCUCUAAAGGAGUCAGAGCGUGUGUGUGUGUGUGUGUGUGUGUGUGUGUGUGUGCGUGUGGGAGUGAGUGAGUGAGUGAGUGAGUGUGUGUGUGUGUGUGUGUGUGUGUGAACGAAGCACCAACACCCUUCAGCCAAUGACCAGCCAGCCUUGCCAAGGUCUAUUAUUCUAAUGUUGGACUGUUUAGUAGUCAUGUAUUCAUUUUAGACACCAUUUUGCCUAUAACAUUACUGUGAUACACUAAAGCGUCAUGGCUACAUGUAAAACUAAUUUGACUCUUACGCCAUUUCUUCAUGUUAAGCUGAUGUUAACUCCUGUUGAUGCCUGAUGCUCUUAUUCAGACCUCAAGUAUUCUGUCUGCAAGAGAGACGUGUUACUGAGUCAUUGGGAGCAAAGUCAUUUCUUUAGUGCAGUGUGGUUCCUAGGUUUAAAUGGGAAUUUAAGAACAAUGACGUGCCACAGCUUGUGCAGUUUUUCUACACAUUUCCAGUCAAAUUCAACACUAUUAAGUUUAAUAGAUUCUGUGCAGUGGGGAUGUACAUUUUUACAACUUUUUAAGCCAUUAUUCAUUAAGGGUUUCGUCACUAGAGGGCAGUCUGGCAGAGGUUUCGGCUGUUACAUUCCCUGUUAGUAAAGCAGGGAUGGGAUUCCUUUGAGCAUUAACUAACUUUGGGAGGUACAAUUCUGAGAUUAAGCUUCUGUUGUUGUUGUUUUGUGAUUUCCAGUAAGGGGACUUGUGCAUUUCAUGAUUUCCAUUCUUAAAUUUGAAUUGAUCCAUGAGAUUCAGUCACAAAACACUGUCUUCAUGCAUGUCUUUUCCUACAAACCUUAUUUGUUUAAAUGGCAGUUUAAACAUUACAUUUGUUGUUUGUGCACGCCCUGCAAGUGCACAAAUGGUCAGAGUCUGUAGAAUAUAUGUGAUUUAACUCCAAUAUUCACCGUGCCAGGCACUUCCAGACACUUUAGAGCAGUAGUAAUUCUUGUUACUUUGGCAGCAGAGAGGAGCACACUGGACAUUCCUCACUGUAUGACACAUUCCUGCCUUGUUAAAAGCUUACCAGUCUGAAAGCUGUCUCUUGCCAAAUGCAAUUCUCUAUAACGUAUGUAUUAGUGCAUGUGUGGCCUGUGACAGCGAGUGAGUGCAAAUCACCUUAAGGUGCUGACCUUCUGCUUGGCUUUGCUCAAAUAUCCAGGUAGAGCCAAGAAGAUCUAGUGCGCAUGGGUCUUGUUUUUUUUAUAUAUUAUGCUAGAAGUUCCAAAGGAGAUCAAGACUGUUGUUUUGAGUUGACCUACGACCGCUACCUGUGACCAGGCAUACUCUGUUUGCACAGUCAAGGGGGAUCAAAUGAUUCCAAGAUUUCUUUUUGGGAUAUUUGUGGAAUUUCUCUUUUGGCUCAUUUCUUUGGGAAAUAUAGAGACAUGCAGGGGUUGUGAGGCUUUUUCUAUCAAAGCAUAUUGGACAAUCCUUUUUUGUGAUGGGUCCAAGUCAGUUUUCUUACUUUCAUCACAAUGAUACAAAGUAAAGGGAGUUUUGACAAGCUUAAGCACACAUGUGUAAGAUGUGUUUUUUGUAUAUGAUUAAUAUAAAAAAGUCUGCUAAACAUUGCAUGUGUUGGGUCAGUUAUAAAAAGCAGUGUGGUUUAAAAGGAUAACACAUUUUCAAGCAGCCACUUGCCUGUAUGCAGUAGUUUUUUAGUUGCUUAUAUUACACACCUCACAUUUCGCUGAUGUUAUAUUUUAAUUUAAUGCCCGUUGUGUAGAUACGACAUGUAAAAUAACAAUUUGUUUUGUAAUGAAAUCUAUUUUUCAUUGUAUGAUGCUAUAUUUUAUGGAGCUCUAAAUAAUCUCUAAAUAAUUUGAAGUGUAGGACAAUAUCUUUUUAUUUGUAACACUAGACAAAUCUGAAAUUUGUGGGUAACUUCUGCAAGUGAAAUGUUUUUGUUACUUUAAAGCUGGAUUGGUAUUAUUUUAUCAUUCACACUAUGAUUAUUAAAGAGAUGUUGGACAACCA